Molecule: messenger RNA, 2186 nt
Organism: Eimeria necatrix
Lineage: Eukaryota; Apicomplexa; Conoidasida; Eucoccidiorida; Eimeriidae
Exons: 10
Source: RefSeq, a predicted model, not a curated record
AGCAGCAGCAGCAGCAGCAGCAGCAGCAGCAGCAGCAGCAGCAGCAGCAGCAGCAGCAGCGGGCGCUCGGCGGGCCCGGCGAGGCGCCGGCCUCGCCGGCUUCCCCGGCCUCCGCGCCGCCUUCGCAGCAGCAGCAGCAGCAGCAGCAGCAGCAGCCGCAGCAGCAGCAGCUGCUGCUGCUGCUGUGCGGCGUGCUGGAGAGCGCCCCGAGCGAGGCCGUGCAAGUAAUGGUCAAGGAAACUUUGCUGCGGGUGGUCUGCAGCCUCAACAUGGAGUUGCCGGAAAAAGACGAAGUCAACACUUUGUUCUUCGACAGGGGGGCUCUGGACGCGCUGCUGCGGCUGCUCUUCAAGCCCGUGACCACUGACAUGACCACUGCUGAGCAGCAGCUGCUGCAGCACGCGAAGCAAAUGGUCCUCGAGAUCUUUUCGCACUGCGUGGCGGUCCACAGGCACCGCUUCAAGCUGCGGAUCCUGCGGGACAGCGUGCCGCUGCGGAGUUUGCUGACAGCUUUAACUCCUUCUUUCGACAAGUUUUUGUCUCUUUUUGCUGUCAAGUUUCUCAAGGCCUGCAUAGCCCUCAGAGAUCCUUACGUGGACAAGCAUUUGGUGAAGACGAAGGUUUUGCGGCCCCUGAUAUGGAUGCUGAAGGAAGACUUUUUGUCCCCUUCUUCUUCUUCUCGUCGACUCGGAGGUUCUUUGCUUUCUUGCGCAGUUUUGGACUGUCUUUCUUUCUUAUGUCCUUCGGGGCUGCCGCUGUCUGUGGGGCCCCUGCCUGUACACCUGGGCGGCCAGGGCUGCGCCCUUGUUGCUGCUCUUUUCGAAGACCCCUUAACUGCUGCUUGGAUUCAGCAAAUCGAAGCUGCUGCUGCCAAACAAAGAAAAAACCCCUGCCUCGUCUUCCGCGAUCUGAGGGUUUUCUACUGCGGCUCAAGAAUGUCAAGGAGACAGGAAACAGCUGGCAGCAGCAGCAGCAGCAGCAGCAGCGAACUGCCGCAAGCGGAGGCGGAGCAGCAGCAGGCCUUCAGCAGCCUCGGCAGACUCAUCAGGGCUGACCCCCAUAGACAAAAUGUAGACGAUGAUGACUCGUGGUUUUACAACGUGAAAGAUGACGACUCUCCCACAGAGUCCUCGACGACCACCCGCGGGCCAAGGCUAUCUCUCGUCGAUGGCUACGAUGAUGAUGAUGAUCAGCAGCAGCAGCAGGGGAACGCCUCGGGCACGGACUUGUGGGCGGGGGACAGCAGCAGCAGCAGCAGCGCAGCAGCAGCAGCAGCAGCAAACCGGCUCAAGAUAAGGCGGCGGCGACGUCGCCCGCUGCGGGGGGACGGAGACAGCAGCAGCAGCAGCAACAGCAGCAGCAGCAGCAGCAGCAGCGACGAGGAAAAGCGGCCGCUCCCAAAGCCGACUGCCCUUAUCGGCGGCAGCAGCAGCAACAGCAGCAACAGCAGCAGCAGCAGCAGCAGCGUGGACCUAGAUGGUAGCCCCACAGAGGACUCCUUACUUAGUGUCUUCCCAGAGAAGAUUGCUGCUGCAGCAGGAGGCCCGGGGGGAGGGGCCUCACUGAGUCCCCGUUCUGCAGCAGGAGCAGCAAAAAAGAAACGGAUUGCUGUCAAGAUAGGCACCAGGCCCGCGUCUAGCGAAGACGACGGAGGCAAAAGCCCCAGCAGCAGCCCCAGCAGCAGCAGCAGCAGCAGCAGCAACAGCACCACGAGCAGCCCCACAUUCUCUCCGGAAGGCGGCGGAGGCUCCGAUACUGCAGCAGCAGCAGCAGCAGCAGCAGCAGCAGCAGCCGCGGCAGCAGCAGCAGCGGCAGCAGCUUCCGGCACCAAAAGCGAAGAACGAAGAAACAAGGGCUCUUCUGAAGCAGCAGAAGGCGAGGGGGAAGCUCUUUCUGAAGGCGUGCAGCUGCUGCAGCGAGUGCUGCAGCAAGCUGGGCUUGGCGGGGGAACUGCUGCUGCUGCUGCUGCAGCAGGGGGAGAAGCAGCAGCAGCAGACUCGCAAACUGCUGCCACUAAAAACGGCAACGCUCGUCAGCUGGACUUCCUUAAAGAUCUGCUGGAGGAAGAUGACAGCGACGAGGAGGCGGCUGCUGCUGCUGCGCCUGCUGCUGCUGCUGCACCUGCUGCUGCUGCUGCUGCUGCAGAGGCAGCACCUGCAGAGCCUAAGCGGAGGCGCAUUAAUUAG